Coregonus sp. 'balchen' is the source of this 1235-nucleotide messenger RNA. NCBI's taxonomy places the organism in Eukaryota, Metazoa, Chordata, Actinopteri, Salmoniformes, Salmonidae. The record is from the annotation of a GenBank genome assembly.
AUGGUGGGGGUCAGACUCAGAGUCGCUCUCUUGCUCCUCCUGCUGGCUGUGAGGUGCAUAGCACAUGAAGAAUUCAAGAAGAACGGAUGUGUUUGUGGACACCCAGGAAUACCAGGAGACCCAAGCCACAACGGAAUGCCAGGCCGAGAUGGACGAGACGGGUUCAGAGGUGACAAGGGAGACCGAGGUAAGACUAAGGCACAACCUCCUCAGUUAGCUAGGUCUCAAUAGAAACCAGCCUUUCUGGUCCCAUGCUGACACAUUUUUUAAAGUUCUUGGUCAUUUUAUUAAUUAAAGGGGAAAUUGGCGUCACUGGACCAACAGGACAGAGUGGCCCCAUAGGAGACAAAGGAGAUCUGGGUAAGACUGUAUUUUAUAAGGAAAAAUACUUUGUACGGUUAUCACCACUGGCUUUCUCUGACAAGCAAUAUUAACAUAAUUCCUUUAUCCUUGUAUCUGCAGGUACGGCUGGCCUGGCAGGAAUUAAGGGAAAAUGGGGUGAGAAUGGAGAGAAGGGGCCACCGGGGAAGAUGGGGCCCCAAGGAGUCUCAGGGCCCAUGGGCCUCAAGGGCCAGAAGGGGGAGCUCGGGUUACCAGGACCCCAGGGGCCAAAAGGGGAUUUGGGGCCUCUGGGACCUGAAGGGCAGAAGGGGGAGAUCGGGUUCCAGGGGGUGCGAGGCAUCCAGGGGCCCUUGGGACCCCCAGGACGACCAGGUCCGAAGGGAGACCUCGGCCCCCCAGGGUUCAAAGGCAACAUUGGUUACCACGGAGAGCAAGGGAACCGGGGCGAGACAGGGGACAAGGGGGAGAAGGGGGACACAUUAUUCAUCCCAAAAAGUGCGUUCUCAGUGGGUUUAACCGAAUACACCAAACUCCCACCGGCUAACGUGCCGAUCAGGUUCGACAAGGUGAUCUACAACAGGCAGGACCGUUACGACCCACAGACCGGACGGUUCACCUGCGCUGUGGCUGGGGCCUACUACUUCACCUACCACAUCACUGUGUUCUCCCGUAAUGUUAAAGUAGCAUUAGUGAGAAACGGGGUGAAGGUGAUCCACACCAUGGAUAACUACCAGAGCAGUGAGGACCAGGCAGCAGGCGGGGCUGUCCUGCACCUGGAGAAGGGGGACAAAGUGUGGCUGCAGGUGGAUGGAGGAGAGCUCUUGAACGGGCUGUUUGCUGAUGAAGAUGAUGAUACAACCUUCUCUGGGUUCCUGCUCUUUGGUGCAGAUUAG